UUACAGUUGAUACGAAAAGGAUCUUAAUCUCCAUAAAUUACAAUAUACAUGACAUUUGAAAAAAGAGUAAUAUCUCGACAAUUGUAAUUCGAUACUGUAGCAGUCCUCAAGCUAAAAGUCUUGAGUCAAGUUGUCACGUCUUUAAGAAUGAAGAAGCCGAUAUCGUCGUACGUAGAACUGUUCUACGACGAGAACGUGAUCUCGUUGAGCAAACGACUCUUGAACUUAUCCGGGCUAUGGCCGCAUAAUCGUAACGAUGUUCGAUUUUUCUUCUACAUUACGUACGUCGUGAUCUUCACCUGGUUGGAGAUUGUGACUCUGCUGCAGAAUAUACACGACCUUGAGAAGACACUGAAGAAUAUCACGCUAUCGUUCCCGACCAUCUUGAUAGUACUGAAGGCCAUGAUGUUUCGAUUGAAUAUGCAUCUCGUGCUACCAUUGCUAACGGUCGUGAAAAGGGACGUGAAGCUUGGAUUGUAUAAAUCAGAAGAGGAAAGGCGAACGGUCGUUUGGUAUAACGUGGCCGCCACGUUAUUUUCCACCUCGUCGGUCCUGUCUUUAUUCUUCGUGCCCACCUUGUUUUAUGCCAAACCAAUCGUCGGCUGUCUUUUAUCCAAAUUCAAUAAUUGUACGCUUCCUUACGAGUUACCGAUGAAAGUGAAUAACAUUUAUGAAGUGACAGGAGUACAAUCAUACGCUUUAUUGUGCGUUUAUUUAAUACCAGCAAGUAUGUUGUUAACAAUCGGUGCAACCGGCGCGGACAGUCUUUUGGUGACGUUAACGUUUCACCUUUGUAGUCAACUUUCAAUUCUGGCACGUCGUGCCAGAAAUAUCAGUAUUGAACCGCAAAUAUAUUCUCCAGAAAUGAGAGCGCUCGUUGAGCGACACAUCGAGCUUCUCCAACUGGCAAGUAUUUUAGCAAAGGCAUUUAGUUCUCUGAUGUUUAUACAAACAUUAGGAUUAAUAUUCUCUUUAUGCAUCGUGGUCUACCAAUUACUCAUGACGACCGACUCUGGAGAAGACAUAAAUACCAUACAUUUUAUAAUUUACUCAUGCGCUGUUGUACUAUUAGCAUUCUCCUACUGUUUCUUGGGGGAGUGUCUAAUUAACGAGAGUAGUGAAAUGCAAAUGGCUUGCUAUUUCAUAAACUGGUAUGACUUACCGGAACAAUACACGCGAUCUUUAAUAUUUUGUAUCGCUCGAUCGCAGAAACCAUCAUACCUUACCGCUGGCAAGUUCUAUGUGUUUUCCUUAGAAACGUUUGGCGUUAUAGUAAAAGCAUCGAUGGCAUAUCUCUCCGUUUUGAAAAGUAUUAUUUGA
Molecule: messenger RNA, 1320 nt
Organism: Bombus impatiens (common eastern bumble bee)
Lineage: Eukaryota; Metazoa; Arthropoda; Insecta; Hymenoptera; Apidae
Product: odorant receptor 2a-like
Exons: 6
Coding region: 148-1320 (390 amino acids)
Biological process (GO): detection of chemical stimulus involved in sensory perception of smell; sensory perception of smell
Cellular component (GO): plasma membrane
Molecular function (GO): odorant binding; olfactory receptor activity
Source: RefSeq, a predicted model, not a curated record